Rhizopus microsporus ATCC 52813 is the source of this 663-nucleotide messenger RNA. RefSeq lists its product as uncharacterized. NCBI's taxonomy places the organism in Eukaryota, Fungi, Mucoromycota, Mucoromycetes, Mucorales, Rhizopodaceae. The record is from RefSeq and is a predicted model, not a curated record. Bases 172 to 579 code for a protein of 135 amino acids. The transcript has a single exon.
UUGUCAACUAUUAGAGAAAUUAAUGGAACAUCAAGAAUCAAGAAUUGAAAAAGGGGAAGUAGUGGAUGAAAAGGAAUUAAAGACAGGUAAAGAAGAAGGAUGUAAAAGAGAAUGGAUGAAUUAAUGUUAAUAUAAAAUAUAGCCAAACUUUUGGAAGAGAAUAUCAUAAAGAUGCUGUCUAGGCUACCACCAAAUGCAACUGCCAAUACAGAGCUAAUAGAAAAAACAAUGGAGAAUAUACCAUUAUGUGAACCUGCGUACAAAGGAUCUCUCUUGCCUCACAAAAUGUUUUCAUAUCCUACAACAGAAAAAGCCGAGGUUUUACCACCCUAUGCAAACCUUACGCCUACAUAUAAUAAGGAUCAUUGGCGUCUAGUCAAGGUGCCACCGUUGGCUACAAGCGACAAUAACAAUAAUAACACCUAUCCUUUGCUUAGUAUGGUAGAACAACAGCAAAUCAACUUUUAUACAAAACCUCCUGCAUUUAUUCCUCCACAACAAUUUAUUCAACAGCAACAACAACAACAACAAAAGAUGGCACCUCCUGUUGGACAAGGCUUUGUGCAGCAAAGAAAGUAGGGUAUUAUAGAAUAAAGACAUAUCAUAUUAAUGUGCGGUUGAUAACAAAGAAAUUUAAAAUAAAGAGCGCACACUUUAUCUUUU